Molecule: messenger RNA, 1531 nt
Organism: Poecilia latipinna (sailfin molly)
Lineage: Eukaryota; Metazoa; Chordata; Actinopteri; Cyprinodontiformes; Poeciliidae
Product: skin secretory protein xP2
Exons: 4
Coding region: 423-944 (173 amino acids)
Source: RefSeq, a predicted model, not a curated record
CAUCAUGGGAUAUGUAGUCCAUUUUCCGAAGCCAGUGGCAACACUUACGGCUAGUCCCGAAAGCAGUGGCACUUGUGGCAGGUGUCAGCGGAAGUGCCAGUAUGAAGUGCCGAAGUCAGUGGCAGCACUGGCAGCUAGUCCCGAAAGCAGUGGCACUUGUGGCACCGGAAGUGCCAUUAGUAGGUGCGGCUACCAGUUCGCUUUGGCAGUUCGCUUUGGAGCGAGCGUAUGUUUUCUACGCUGACGUUCCUUCCUUCGUGGGGGGAGGGGGUGCGCCGAUUUAUGUUUUCGCAUCCACCUGAAUAAUGUGCAGUUGCGCCACUGGUUGGAGACGAAACACCUGCGCGACGUCAUCGCUGCAGCCGCUUGUCUGCACUCAUUGAGCGUGAACUCCUCCAGUCCCCAGUGCGCACAGGGAAAGGAUGGGAUGCUCCACCAGCUCUCAAACUUCAGCGGUAGACACGACUCGACCCAACGCCAAACCCGAGGAGAGCAACGGAGCCAGCACCACAGGGGCGGCCGGUGAGAAUGGAAACAUAGCUGAGGACAGCGAGACCAUUCCAGACCAAACACCGGCUGAAGGCGGCGAUGCUAAACCUGAGAGCGAAGCCGCUGCAGCGGCUACAUCUGCAGAGAGCUCUGCCGCAAGCCCCCCAGCAGCGGAGGAGUCGCCUCCUGCAGCGGACAGCAAGCCAGCAGAGGAAGCUGCACCGGCAGAGGCAGCAGCAGGCGAUGCUCCAGCAGCAGGAGAUGCUCCAGCAGCAGGAGAUGCUCCAGCAGCAGGAGAUGCUCCAGCAGCAGGAGAUGCUCCAGCGCCGGCUCCACCUGCAGACGGCUCUGCCGAAGCAGCACCAAGCUCCCCAGAGGCUGCACCUCCGGACCAAGAGGCCACGGCGACUGAUUCAGAGCCCAAACCAGAGGAGGCACCUGCGCCCGGCGAGUGAAGCGUGACGAAACCGACCACACGGAUGAGCUUGCUGGAAGAGGCGCUCCCCGUCCGUGUGCAUGGGUGGGAGUGCGAGUGUUUGUGUGGAAGAAAAACAUGCCUUGUUGCCAAGAUGCUGACCCUGAUGAUGACCUCUGUCAUUCAGGGUUCCUCUGUCACCAUUGUGCCUUUUCCCCUCCUCCCCCUUCUUGACGAUGCACAACUACAGUUUUUACUGUACAUAGACAGAUAUGUUCAUCGGAGAGAAGUUUUAGAGAAAUCAUUAUAAUCGAUAUUUAUUGUAUGUAUAGAAAUGUUUGACUUGGAUUAGAAUCUGUCCAGAUUUUUUUUUUUUCUACAAACUAUAUUCUGACAAAAACCGUAGUUUAUUUUACCAGUUUAAAUACACAAGGUGGCCUUCUUCAAUUUGAUGUUCUAUUGUUGUUAUGAAGGUCCUGGAGAAAUAAACGCUGCCUUUGCUGAAUUAAAUAAGAACAUUCCUACGUCUCAUGACGAUGAAAGCCUGAAAUUUGUUAUAAGCUGUGAACUAUCACAUAAAUUAAAAAGGCAGUAUAAAAAAUAAUAAAAUAAAGAAAAGACACUCGA